Molecule: messenger RNA, 1086 nt
Organism: Protopolystoma xenopodis
Lineage: Eukaryota; Metazoa; Platyhelminthes; Monogenea; Polystomatidea; Polystomatidae
Source: the annotation of a GenBank genome assembly
AUGGAUUCCAUAAGCAAUACUCUCUUCACUCGAGGCGUCUUCUCCAGCCAUGGACACCCAAGACUGCCCCUUUCCCCCUCAUCAUCCGCCUCUAUAUCUUGCCCACCUGUAUCCUCAAACGCUCUUUCCGCACCCGCCUCUAACAGGCCGAGUAAGACUACUGGCAUCAUGCCAAUAACUUCCACUUCAUCUCAAAGCCCUACUGCAUCUUCUGUUUCCAUCAGCAGCUGUCUAAAAAGGCGCCGCCAUGAAGCCUCCUGCAUAUCUUCUGCUUGUGGCUCUGCCAAUAACACUCCGGCCGUUCGUUUGCCAUCAAACAUGGCAACUGUUUACUCUGCUUUGAAUACUUCCUCUACCGCCACUGUGCCCUCUAGCCAGCUAGGUUCAUUGGAUUCAUCAGCUUCACAUUUAGACCGAGCAGCAGUUACAUCAUCACGAUUCCUUUCCUCAGCGACUUAUCUGUCAACAACUACUACAUCCGCCGUCAGCCAACGAAGUGGCCAACGGCGUCGCCAAGCCUCUGGUAAUCUUUCUCCACCUGGCUCGCCUCUUCUUGUGCCACAACGUCACCAUGAGUUGGCUUCUUAUCAGGCCUCAGAACCACCUCUUUUCCCAAAUGCUUGUGCUGAAUCGGUUGGUUUUAAGUCGCAGAUUAAUAGGAGCUGCGUGCCUGAGACCAAGUUUUAUGACUCUUCUCAAUCAGUUGCUUCAUCGAGCCAAAGUGCAUUUAUAUCUGACUCCUCUUCGGUUGCUCACAAUACAAUCAGUGAUCCAGCUAAUCCGGCUCUGUUUACUUACCUUACCAGCCACCUACCACUAGGUCUACUUAGCCAUCCUCUUUGCGACUGUUGCCCGGCUUCCAUUUCAUCAUCUUCCGAUGUCUCAGGCUCCAACAGCAAAGGUUUGGCGGGUGGAGUCUAUACUACCUUAGCCUUGCUUCGUGUACUUUACUACAUCAAUUGUCUCCGCUACACUCUUGGUGAUGGCUGCCAUGAACCAUUGCCUAUUCUAACUAAGGUAAUCUUCACACGAGUAUAUUUAUCUUGGCGAUAUAAUAUUAUGAUAUGGUUUCCUGAUCCCUCAUGA